UUUCCUUCAAAAUUUGCAGUUCUUUCAUUAUGGAGAAAAAAAGGGAAGUAUUUGCUGAUAAACGAGGGCUACACAGGCAGUUCCAUGGCCGUGACCACGCCAAAACAUCCGCCAACUUUAGCAGGAGUUCUUCUCUGUCUCGCAGAGAAUUGGAGGCGGCCGUCCCCAUGACGAGGAGUAACACGCAUCCCCAAAUCCUUAGUCGUGUAAGAACUCCCUGGCUAAAUUUGGAGAUGCCGACAUUUUUUAGCCGGAAAGUGUCCCCAGGUGAGUCCAAAAGCCAUGAGAAGUUGCUAGUGAAUGUAACGGUCUGGCAGAGCAUUGGGGCCCUGCGUGUAUUAAUCUCUACACAUGCAACUGUGCUGGACGUCAUUAAAGUAGCCGUUGAGUUGUAUGCAAAGGAAGGGCGGCGGCCAUUUUUAAACUCUGAUCCGCUUUCUUUUGACUUGCAUUUCUCUCAGUUCACCAUUGAUUGUUUAAACCUGAAUGAUAAUGUGAAGGAUUUGGGGUCUCGUAAUUUCUUCUUGUGUCCGAAGAAGAAAACUAGUAUCGGGGACUUUAGUUGCAGAACGGAGAUGGUGAAAAGUUCAACGACGUUAGAGUCGUGGAAGAAAUUAAUAGAUUGCUUUGUAUUAUUGCCAUGAGGGUAUGUUAUUCACACAAAUCCAUAUUUGUAGUGUAUAUAGAUUAGCAUCAUGGAUCUCGAAUAUUUGUAAUAUAUAUCAGAAUAUUUGCAUCAUGGACCUUAAAUAUUUGUAAUAUAUAUCAGAAUAUUUGUAAUAUAUGAGA
Cryptomeria japonica (Japanese cedar) is the source of this 789-nucleotide messenger RNA. RefSeq lists its product as uncharacterized. The transcript is spliced from 2 exons. The record is from RefSeq and is a predicted model, not a curated record. Bases 30 to 644 code for a protein of 204 amino acids. NCBI's taxonomy places the organism in Eukaryota, Viridiplantae, Streptophyta, Pinopsida, Cupressales, Cupressaceae.